Messenger RNA from Schistosoma bovis, 7019 nucleotides. The record is from the annotation of a GenBank genome assembly. NCBI's taxonomy places the organism in Eukaryota, Metazoa, Platyhelminthes, Trematoda, Strigeidida, Schistosomatidae.
GAUUGGUUAUAAAAUCAUUGUGUAUCCAAUUGACAAUAACAUGUCAUUAGGGUAUAUGUGUUGCACAAUUGAUUAUUAUUUCUUUUCUUCUUAUUACUAUUAUAAAUUCCAUUUGAUCCUAUUUAUUUUCAUUAUUGAAAUCAUUCACAGUAUUCAUUAUUCAUUGCAGUGAUACGUUCACUUCAGUUCAAUUCAAUUCAAUUCAAUUCAUAACAGGAUCUAUUCUGAAUUAACCAUAAGAAUCUUAAUAACAAUAAUAAAAAAGAAUGGAUGGAAUUAAAAAGAAAAUGAUUGCAAUGAAAUUAGAGAAGGAGAAUGCAAUGGAAAGAGCAGUACAAUAUGAAGAAUUACUUAAAAAGAAAGAAGAAGAACGUGAAAAACGUGAAAGUGAAAUUGCUGAAUUAAAUACUAAAAUGAAACAAGCACAAAUUGAUUGUGAUGAAGUACAAGAAACAUUACAAGAACAAAUGAAUAAAUUAGAGGAAACUGACAAACGUGCUACUAAUGCUGAAGCUGAAGUGGCAGCGAUGACUCGUAGAAUUCGUUUGUUAGAGGAAGAUCUUGAAGUUUCUUCAAGCCGUCUAACUGAAACAUUGACCAAGUUAGAGGAAGCAAGUAAAACUGCAGAGGAAAGUGAACGUGGACGAAAAGACCUUGAGAUUCGUUCGAUUGCUGAUGAUGAGCGGCUUAACCAACUGGAGGAUCAACAAAAAGAAGCCAAGUAUAUUGCCGAGGAUGCAGACCGUAAAUAUGACGAGGCUGCACGUAAAUUAGCUAUUGCAGAAGUUGAUUUUGAGCGUGCGGAAGCUCGUCUCGAAGCUGCAGAAAGCAAAAUAGUAGAAUUGGAAGAGGAACUACGAGUUGUUGGUAAUAACAUGAAAGCUCUUGAAAUUUCCGAACAAGAGUUCGACUAUGUAGAAAUGAGAAUCUUUCUUUGCUCAUUCGUUCUUUAAACAAAAUUUGACAGUUUAGAUAACUAAAGUGUGUAAUAUUUUUAUUUUAGUUUAAACAGUCAUAUGCAUUAACCUGGACAACUGAAUGAUAAAUGUUGUCUAACCUUUGUCUUAUGCUGAAAGUUGAUAUGGUCCAUAAAUUACUCAGAGUUUGACUUUUGUUGAAUUAUCUAUCACAGCCAUCAAGGUCGUUUCAUUUCACCUGAUCUGUGUGUAGAUAUGGUUUGUAAAUUCAUAAAGUAAGCUUCUAUGUAAUUACUAAGCUACGUAGUAGUCACUACCACUGUUCUAGUAUUCAACAUUCUUUUGGGAAUUUUAUACAUAAAAACUGCUUGUUGCUAAGUAAAAUAAUUAUAAUUGCCACCCCACUGUGAUAACGUUUGUUGAUUUUCGUUUUAACACUCAAUCGGGAUAGUUAGAUAACUGGUUAAAGCACUCAACUUUUGACCAGCAAGUCAUAAGUUCGAACUCAAUUCCACUUCCAUUCUUUUGGCCAGACAGUCACUCGCGAAGAAGGCGUUUUCAAAUCCUACCUACUGAUCGUGGAAGUCGAGUGCUAUAAUCAUUAAGUUAUACACCUCCAUAUAUUAAUUUCAUUCUUGAUGUAUUUUCACUAUCAUUAAACAUGGUCUCAAGUGCCAUUUGAAGUAUGCAAGCAGUCAUAACUUUUCUAUUACCCACACCAUCUGAGGAUACUUUCUCUUGAGGUACCUAAAAAAAGAAUUGAACUAGUGGCGGUCUUAGGCACUUUGAAGCGUCACCCCAGGGCUCAAGAGACAAUUAUUAUUCUAUUAUUUAUUUGAACACGUAAAUAUUGGUACAAAGGGGCACUGAAUACGUGUUAGCCACACAAGUCACUUGAUUUGUGCCUGUGCUAUGACACCGCCUAGGUUCCCAGACCGAAGCAGGGAAGAGACAAUCGCUUAAGGCCAGUCACACACGGACUUAGUUUAAGUUGUUCUUGGUGUCUUAUCUCUAUACUUUAAAGACAUUACUGCUGGCAACUGAAAUCUAGUGGGUAAGUUGAGGUGCGCUACUUGUAUCAUAAUCUUUAUUAAUCUGAGCUGAUAAUUUGUUACCAUGUGACUAAAAUUAGGCUUUAAAUGGAGUCUAUACUUCACACUGAUCGAUAAGCUAUUCAACAACAUAUAUAAAAUACAUUUCUUAAUGUUCUUAAUGGUAUAAACAUGUAAUAGUUUAAAAUGGGUAUUCUUUGUUUAUAAAUCUCUAUAACAAUCCUAAUGCGGCUCAUUCACCAAGUACAUACUUUUGUACACAGCUUCUACCUGGAUGUUCUAAUCUAUGUAGGUUAACCAAUGUUUAAACUACUGACUACUGAUUGGAAGUUAAGCUUUUUUAACCAAUAAGUCCCUACACCUCAAUGAUUAGAUGGGUUUUAGUGGUGCUUCUGGGAGAGUUAUGGAUAAUAGCCUAGUAUUUUCCUUGCGUCAAUAAAUCUAUUUGUUAGUUUGUUUUUUAUUUGCUUGAAAAUUAUAUUUCUAGUAGAAUCAGCAAAAUGACAGUAUAGCGUAUGCUGUCAAAAUUAAGUAAAAAACGAAAGAGGUGGUUACCCUUUUAAAAUUCAGCAAAUCACUUUAUUGAAUAUUAAUUUCGCCUUCAUCAGUGAUUUCGUUUUAGAUUGGUUCAGUAAAGUUUUUAAGUAGGAAGUAUGUGACCUGUGGAAUGAAACCAGUCACAAGGAAGUGGCUGACUAGUAAAAUUUAAAUAUAAUUAUCCUGUGUGUCUCAAAUGAUACUGUGCCUAUCAUAAAAUCCUGUCGUGUAGUGUCAAGGAGGGGAGUAGGUUGUUCGAUAUUCAAUCGACUUAUAAGAAUUCCUCUGCUCGCUUCUCUUCGUAACCAUUACUUAUGUACACCUAUUACCUCUUGUGGAGCAUAGAACGCCAGUUAGGAUCCUCUAACCUACUCUGAUCUAGGAUCUCUUUCCCAAUUAUUACCAAGUGAAAUUUAUUUUUAUGUCCGCCUACAGUUCCAGGCUUAAUGUGUUCUUUGGUCUGUCUUUUUCGCUAUUGCCUUCAGGAUUUUAAGUUAGGGCUUGAUUGAUAGUUUCCGUAAUGCGUUCAGCAACUUUUCUUAAUUUUCUCUUCAGCUGGAAGUUGGUUUGUCUUCUUCCACAUUUGGUUGUCGCUGAUGGCGUUUAGUCAACUGAUUUAGAGUAUCUUGCGUAGACAACUGUUUAUAAAUUCCUGUACUUCCUGGACAAUGGCUGUAGUAGUUCUCCAAGUCCUAUCUCCAUACAAUAGGAUUGUCUUAGCGUUUGUAUUGAAAAUUCUGACUAAUGUUGCCUGACAGUUGUUUAGUGUUCCAGAUGUUCUUCAAUCAACGGAAUACUGGCCUUGCUCUCCCAAUUUGUAACCAUAGCUAUCUUCAAAUUGGAUAAAUCUUUACAAAACAUUUCAUUCAACUGCUAAUUUAGUUCAUACAGAUCAGGUUGGUUAUUUAUCGUCUUCGAUAUUCACUUGUUCUACUCGACAUUCAUCUACAAGAUAUAUCCCCAUCUCUUUGAAAAUUGAUCCACUUUGAAAAAUUCAAACUCGAACUAGCCGGUUUCGUAAUUUCAUAUCAUAUCAGUUAGCUUGAUGACCAUAUUGAAAAUUCAGUCAACAGAACUCAGUUAGUACUGGUAAACAAAUAAAAUGAUAUUGACUGACUACUGUUUUUGUUCUUAUCUAAUGAUGACAGUUUUUACCUGAUCAAAUGUUUACAUUUGUUACUGUUGUCUUGUUUUCUAUUCGGAAAAAUGACUUACUGUUUUCUGUCAUCUAGUCAGCCCAACGUGAAGAAAGCUAUGAAGAAACAAUCCGAGAUUUAACAGAACGAUUGAAGGCUGUAAGCCUUGUUUAGUUUGUGUGUGUGUGUGUCUGUUUGGUUAUGAUGAAUUUAUUAUUUGGCAUUUAAUCGUUUGUUCGUAGGAAUAUAUAUGUGUGCAAAUCGGUUUUGCAUGUGUUUUCAUAUUUUUCUACAUUGCAUUGUUCGCCAUCGAUUUUUACUACUGAAUGAUUGUUCCACUUAUUCUCACAGAGAAUGACCUUAGUACUAACUAACUGACCUUUAUUCACUUCCUGUUUAUUUACUUAACAUUUCUUAAAUAAGUACAAACACACAUCUUUGCAUAGACAAAAUCUGUUUGUUUUUUUUACAUUCUACCGGACUAGUAGUUUGAUCUACUUUUCAUACUGGGCUUAGUUCAUCCUUAGAAUGUAACAUUUCUAGUCUGAAUAUAAUUAUUAUUAUAAAUGUAGACGUACACUAUAAAUUCACUUGGUAUUGUUUGGCUUGUAUCUUCCCAUUGAAGUUUAAGACUACAAUUGAUCAGUUUGUUAUUGGCAUAUGUGCAUACUGUGCGUAUGCCUCGAUAUUACACUAUAAAUCAUUACAAAUUAUUUUUAGAACUCCAUUUUGCCAUGACAAACUCAUUUAUCUACAUUUUGUUUCUCUUUCGGUCGAUACAUACAUCUAUUUUGUCUAAAAUUGCAUGUACUUGAAAUAUUCAUCGAUUAUGCAUGGCGUAUUUUAGUCUGCUGAAAUUGAAAAAGAUUUGGAAGAACGUUUAAGUGUUUUAACUCAUCAUGUUAAAGAGGUAAGUUGACUUAUUUAUAAUGGGAAAAACAUAUGUGUAUCAUGUAUUUUCAGCAAUAAAUAAAUAUCGUUGGAUUCUGUCAGUCAAAUGAAGGAAGUCUGUUGUCUAUUUCAUAAUCUAAUAGAAAUCUUUAUUUUCUAAUUAUCUUUUUAAUUAUGAAGAUAAAGAUUACCCUAGAAACACGGAAGGAUUUAUGUUACAUUGUUGAAGUUCAAUUCUUUGUAUCUGUCAUUAUCGCGGAUUUGGAUAAAUAUUACAACAUAACUAUUUAGUCAGUCAGUCAGCUACAACGUAGGACCAGGCAUACAUAUAUGCAUCGGUUCAAGUUGCCAUACCACAUUAGCACAGCAAGAUGAACACCGGAUUCAUAGAAGUAGUUAAGUCAGUGGUGGUGAUAUAUAAAAGAAAGAUUGUAUAUAAAGAUAUAGUACCUUACUAUUACUUACCCGGUGAUCCCAGCAGAUGCGAGCAAUAUUUCUAAGGCAUCUGUGGUCAAAUACUAGUAGCUUGCGAAUAUCUUCAACUCUUGAUAGCCAUGUUUCGCGGCCGAAAAGUAAAACGGAACGAACUGCCUCGCAGUAUACUCGUCCCUUCAUUGACAGACGGAUAUCUCGCCAUAGGUGACGUAAAUUGGCGAAAGCCAAACGAGCUUUUCGAAUCCGUGCUGAGAUUUCGCCAUAAGCUCUGACUCGACUAGUAGUGUUCGAGUAAAGAGCCUUCACAAGGUUUAUGUACGCCUUUCAAUGACAGACUGACCGAUGAAGGUAAAUGUAAUCCUAUCCAAGAUUGGGAUUGUGUGAAAACACUGAUCACUACUAAGUGAACUGCGUAGAUUAAAGAAAGUAAAGUAGAACUCAUUUAUUAAAUACAAAUCUCAUGUUGAUUUCAAAAUAUUAUAGGUUGUAAACAACUGAUGAGGACUUAACAAAAUAAAAUGAACUCAUAUUAUUCUGUAUCAAUCAUUGUUUUUGUUCUCUUCAAGAUAAUUAAGGGAACUAUGUGUGUGAAAUUAAACUAAUAUACUCAAAAGAUUGAUUCUUUUAUUCGUACAUAUUAUCCCAAGCUGUAUGUUAACUAUAGCUAUGACUGACUUGUCCGUUAAACAUAUCAUAUAAUAACUUAAUAGUUAGUCCGGUUAUUUUAGGGAAGGGGAUUUCAACUAUUGAAAUUACUAAAAUCUCCAUAAAACCCCUUCUGAAAAACAUAAACAUUGAUAUUAAUUCAUAUUCUUACAACGAAUCCAUAAGCCUGUGAUUUGACUUAUAUAUCACUUUCCAAUAAUGUUAUUGUGUUUACAACGUUAAUUGAACUCAUGAUUUCAUGUAUUAUAACGUUAGAUUGCUGUUGACAACAAUAACUUCUUUUACGAUCAAUCAAUAUUCAGAUAUGAUUAAUUCUAUUCACAAGAAGACUUGUUUUCUAUUUUUGCAUGUGUAUUUUAUUUUGAAGAAUCUACAUUUGCAUGAAAUAGAAUAAUUAUACUCAAUGGUUACUUGCUCCCCUUUAGCUAUCGAAUGUCAGUGUUGCAUCAAUUUCUUACGAAAAGAAAUAAUCAUGAGAUAAACUAUUGAAUUAACUAACUUUUGUUAAUCUAUAUGUAUUAUAAAUAGGCUGAACAAAGAGCAACUGAAGCUGAACGUCAAGUAUCUAAACUACAAAAUGAGGUUGAUCAUUUGGAAGGUGGGAAUUUUUUUCCUAUUUCCAUCUUAACUAUGAUAAUAAAACAUGCCUGUACUUAUGUAUAGAUUAUAGGAUUGUGCAUUGAAACAUUGGUUAAAAGUAUCUUGAUCAUAGAUAUUUAUUUGAAUGCUCUGGCAUGUGUUUUUCUAAACUCCUAUCCUUUGUUUUUUGUUUGACCUCCAUUUAUCAUUCUAUUUGUCUAUGCUUCUUCGUAUUACUCGUUUCUCUCAUUACCAUGAAAUAAUAAUAUUCAGGCUGAAUUUCGAGCUGAUACUGCUGAAGCGGAAGUUAAUCGACGUCUUAUGGAAAUAAAGAAAGCAAAAGAACGUAUAAUUACGGAACGUACUAUGUAUGAAACAUUACGCAAAGAAAUGGAUACAAUGAUCAAUGAAUUUCAUUCGAUCUAAUUUAUUCAGCUUACUUUCUGUUUACAUUAACAUUUCACAACCUGAAUACAAAAUUGCAUGUAUUGUAUGCCCAUGAUUGUAUUGUUCAGCUUGUUUAUUCAUUUUAUUUAUCAAGCUACUUUUGUCAUGAAUAAUAUAAUUGAACUAAAUCAAAUAUGAAUCAUUUAAUACGCAUGUAGUUUGUCCAUUGUUACUUUAUUAUUAUUAUUUUUUGUUCAAUUCUUGGUUUGGGCUUCUUUUUUUUUUCCUUCCACAGUUUAUACUCUUGUGAAUGCUCAAUUUGUCCUAGUUUUUGUGUGCAUUUUGCUUAUUUAUAUUUUACUUUUAAAGCAUCAUGUUGUUUAUUUGUUUGUUUAAUGUUUAAUAAAUUUAAGUGUUUU